AUGGCGACUGUAACAGAAACUGAAGUGUUAAAGACUGAUGAUGAUAUUUUAUCCAUGGUUCGCCAGACAUUUGGUGAGAAAACAAAAGAAAAGGAAAAGGUAACAGACAAAGAAGGAGAAAUAAAAGCUGAUGAAAGAGAGACAGAAACAGAAGAAAGUGGAGAAAAAAGUUUCAUAGAUACAGUUUGUCAAUUACUACAAGCUGAAAGAAAUCAUUGGAAGGAGAGGGUCCAGAAUUCCUUGCAGGAAAUCAACAAACAACAUCGAACUGUUUUAGCUACAAGAGCAUCAUUACAGGAGCUGGUUAAUAGUGUCUAUCCACCAUCCAAUCGUCCAGGUUCUGUAGAGAGCAAACAACAGAAUGCUUCUGAUUUGAUUACAAAAUUACGAUUCUACAUACGAGAUACCAAAUCUGCUAAAGACAGGGUUGCUAGGGACAACAUACUCCAGAGUGAGGUUGUGAUUUUGAAAGAAGAUUUAUCAAGGAUUAAUUUAGAGAAGGAAGACCAUCUUCAAACCAUUUCCAACUUAAAUAAAGAAAUUCUCUGGCUUCAACGGGAACUUGUGUCCGUUAAACAGAAAUUGGAACAAGUUCGUAAAAUUGUGAAAAACUACAACGAGGCACGUUCCAGUUCUUUUCACCUCGACGAUGUUGUUCCACAAGACGUUGAAAUCAAAGAUGGCGACCAUGACUGUGAGCAAUUUCAAAUAAACAUUACACGAGAACGGACUUAUCACGAAGGAGACCAAACUCUACCAGACACGACACCCAGAGAAGCUUUUUCCAUUAUGAAGUUACGUGAACGGCAGAUGACCAACAUUUCCAAACAAUCAAAUGAUGUGUCCACAAUGAAACGAACAUUCAAAAUGGGAAUUGGUAAAUGUCUGCGGUGUCAAAAAUUGUUUCGCAGUAGCGAAAACAAUAACAUGGCAUGUCGGUUUCACCGCAAAGGUCGUGAAAUUACUGAAUGUUACAAUAAUCAUGGGAAGCUACUCCGAGUAGUAUAUAAAUGGGCCUGUUGUAAGAAACCCUUAGAUACAUCAGGUUGUAACCAUGGCUACCAUAUUUAA
Patella vulgata (common limpet) is the source of this 1071-nucleotide messenger RNA. RefSeq lists its product as uncharacterized. The transcript is spliced from 2 exons. Bases 1 to 1071 code for a protein of 356 amino acids. NCBI's taxonomy places the organism in Eukaryota, Metazoa, Mollusca, Gastropoda, Patellidae. The record is from RefSeq and is a predicted model, not a curated record.